Molecule: messenger RNA, 2466 nt
Organism: Aspergillus pseudonomiae
Lineage: Eukaryota; Fungi; Ascomycota; Eurotiomycetes; Eurotiales; Aspergillaceae
Gene: mac1
Product: putative copper-activated transcription factor GRISEA
Exons: 3
Coding region: 429-2033 (534 amino acids)
Biological process (GO): intracellular copper ion homeostasis; positive regulation of transcription by RNA polymerase II; intracellular iron ion homeostasis
Cellular component (GO): nucleus
Molecular function (GO): DNA-binding transcription factor activity, RNA polymerase II-specific; RNA polymerase II cis-regulatory region sequence-specific DNA binding; copper ion binding
Source: RefSeq, a predicted model, not a curated record
GCAUCUUCAAAGCAGACCCUGGCGGGGUUGUCUAGCCACUGUUUACUAAUUAUUUUUGGGUCUCCCAUUUUUGGAUCUUCCUUUAGUCUUCAUCCUUUCUUUCUGCGUCACCCUUUAUCUGUUGGCGUCGCUCUCGUAUAUUUUCUUCUUCUCAUCGAACCGCCACCGCCCCGUCGAAUGCGACCCUUGUCGAUUUCUUUGUUCCGAUUCUAUGCACAAUCCCUGUGUGGAAGGCUACUCAACUGAGGAAACUUAAUCGUCUGUUUAAUGAAUGUCGAACUUGAUCUGCACUGUGGCUUGCGAUUACUGGUGGAUCUGCGAUAGCGCCGAGGUCGAUACAGAACGGCACGAGACAUAGUUCAACUGACCCCAAGCAUAUUCGAGCAGUACUGUCUUGAGUGCGCCAGUUUGAGACUUGACCAGACACAAUGCCCUUGGACGAAGAAGGCGCCAAGUGGUCAUGCGAACCAUGUAUUCGUGGCCAUCGUUCCUCAAAAUGCCAACAUUUCGACAGAUUGAUGAUGAAGGUGCCGAAGGCCGGACGUCCCCUUGCUAAAUGUCCCCAUCCGAAAGGGACAUGUAGCUGCCAAAAGACUUAUGCAUUUAUGAUCCGCAUCCCAAAAGGCUCUACGUGUCUCUGUAGACCGGUAUAUCAAGUGCCUGUGGACUCGAAUGAGUCCACACCACCCACUCCGACUGCUCUUCCCCCUACAGCUUCACCCGCUCCUGGUAAAAUCCAGAAGUCAUCUAGAAGGCAAAUCAAAACUGCCCCCGAGAGCAUUGCGAAAGCCCUAGAUUCUAUACCAGACUUUGGGAAACAACAUCACGAAAACGGCACUUCUAGCCAUGUCUCCCCUUUUAUGUCUCAAGAUUCCGGGCUCGGAACCAUGGGAAACAGUCUUCCUCAGAGUAUCGGUGGUGCACCUAGCAAUUUCAUACCUCAUCAGACCCUCAACAAUGGCGACGACUCAAAACCGCCAGGUGGAAGCUGUUGUUCUCAAAAAUCUCAACCACCAGUGCAAACCAAGCCUCAAGCUUCUUGUUGUAAGAAGCCUGAAAGUACCACGCAAAAUGGCCACAGCACAGAACGUACAACCGAGGGAUCGAGCGCCCCCUACACGCCUUCUUUGAAUGCGACUUCCUUUACACCCAUAUCUACACCUCAGAUUCCUUCGUGGCAGGAUUUCAAUGCAGCCGGACAAAACCACUACUACCAACCGUUUGUGUCGCACCAGCAACCGACUGGGCAACCCACAUAUGUGCCCGACUAUUCGUUACAUACAUCACCCAAGGCUGUUGCCAUGAGCUUCCCCCAUCAAAGCAUUACCAACACUGGUCUCACCCAAUCUUUCGUUCCGCAUGAUCCUAAUAAUUCUGGCUAUAUGGCACCGACAACUCUCAACAGCGAUCCAACCCACAAUUGCAGCUGUGGUGAUAAUUGUCAAUGCCUGGGCUGUGCUUCCCAUCCAUUCAACAAUACAACAAGGCAGCAUGUUCAAGAAAUGGGCCUUUUGGUUGCCUUUGACGGCGAGAACAGGGGCGUGGAAAAGAUGAACGGUUACCAGACUCCCUCUUUACACGGUAGACAACAUAGCGCUACUCAACUGGAUUAUUCCUAUCCGAACUUCAGCCAUGCCUUCAAUAAUGGCGCACAGAAUCUGAUGAUGCAUUCCUAUGGUGAACAGAACCCAACCUCACGCAUACUUGGGAAUGGAUAUUCGUCUCCACCAGCUGAAUACCUCUCAGAUCAACAGUUUAUGGAACCUUCAGAGUAUUACACUCUUGAAUAUCCAGUGGGCUUGCCAUCUGGCUGCUCUGAUGUGACGGGAAAUUGUCAGUGUGGAAAUGAUUGUAGCUGCGUUGGCUGUCUCACGCACAGCGGACACAAUGGUCUUUCGCUUGAACCUGUUACUACCGAGACCAGCAUGUCUCCCAUUGGCCCCGUGACGUCGUCGGACAACCCAGGCAUCGGUGUGUCUGGGAUACAGGCUUUGAACGAGAUUAGCGUUCCAUCGACAUCCCCCAUGCUGUGAAGCUUUCCCCAUCUCAAAUUACCCUUUGCCGCAGGUGUUUCUGCAUUAUUUAUUCUUACGCCGCGUUUCGUCUUCGGCCGACCGUUUAUCAUGAUACCCCAAAAUAGAUGCUGGACAUUAGAUUUCUUACGCUCCCAGUCUUCGUGUACAGUUAUUUUCCUUUAAUUUUCUGGGCUACGUAGUCAACACAUACAUCAGUACAUCCCCUCUCUUGUCAUUACCCGAUUCCUUCUUGCGACUGCCUUCAUCGAGUUCCCCAGAGAAUACCCAUGCGGUGGAUCUCACAUUUUUCACGAUCUAGUGUCGUCCGGACAUGGAAUAGCUUUGAUAUAACAAUGCAGUUUCGGAUAUAUUGGCCUCAUCACAUCCUUACAUAGCUCCCUCUAGCCUUUACAUGUAGUCGUAAUUGAAGGUACUUUGGCUACACCGGCUU